Molecule: messenger RNA, 210 nt
Organism: Ceutorhynchus assimilis (cabbage seed weevil)
Lineage: Eukaryota; Metazoa; Arthropoda; Insecta; Coleoptera; Curculionidae
Source: the annotation of a GenBank genome assembly
AUGGUCUCCGACAUUCCGACAGUAAUUGAAGAAAAUAAGAGUUUACGAGCGCUGAAUACGGUUCCUCCUUACAGAAGGCAAAACACUAAGCUCGCUGAUAGAGACUGCAUCAUUCAGACAGGUAGAGUAGAAGUUCUCAUAAUUGAUGAGGUAUUUCUCACGGAGCUUUAUAGAGAAGCAGCGGAACAUGCCAAUGUCGAAGAAUCUUAG